Messenger RNA from Penicillium canariense, 426 nucleotides. RefSeq lists its product as uncharacterized. Gene Ontology annotation, biological process: mitochondrial respiratory chain complex IV assembly. Bases 1 to 426 code for a protein of 141 amino acids. Gene Ontology annotation, cellular component: mitochondrion; mitochondrial inner membrane. Lineage: Eukaryota; Fungi; Ascomycota; Eurotiomycetes; Eurotiales; Aspergillaceae. The record is from RefSeq and is a predicted model, not a curated record. The transcript has a single exon.
AUGAUCCCAAACAUCCUCCGCCGGCUCCAGGGUGGAAACCUGGAAGUUUUCAAGGUCAGUUCCGCGCUCAUCUACAUGUCUUCCAAACCUCUGCAGUUUCUUUCCUUCCAAUGCUUCUAUAACGGCUUAUCUCCGGCUUGUACUAAUCUGUUCUCUCUCCAGUUCGGCAUGUAUGUCCUCUUUCCUAUCGGAUGGAUGUACUACUUCGGCACGAACCUCGACGAUCGCUUCAACGUGAAGGGCUUCUGGCCCACUGCCGAACAAUCACACAAGAUCCCGCUGGACAAGGAGGAGAUUGAUAAGGAGCUUUCACGCAUGCGCAUGGCGGAUGCUCUCCGGCGAGAGCGACAGCAGAAGGAGCAGGAGGCGUUGGCAGCCCAGGCGCAGGCGCAGGCGGAUACACAGCAGUCCCAGGCUAGUCAAUGA